Messenger RNA from Archocentrus centrarchus (flier cichlid), 2798 nucleotides. RefSeq names its product sphingosine 1-phosphate receptor 1-like. Bases 376 to 1590 code for a protein of 404 amino acids. NCBI's taxonomy places the organism in Eukaryota, Metazoa, Chordata, Actinopteri, Cichliformes, Cichlidae. Gene Ontology annotation, cellular component: membrane. Gene Ontology annotation, biological process: G protein-coupled receptor signaling pathway. The transcript has 2 exons. The record is from RefSeq and is a predicted model, not a curated record. Gene Ontology annotation, molecular function: sphingosine-1-phosphate receptor activity.
UCUCACUUCACUCCCUCUGCCUUGUCAGUUUGACUGUGACUUACUUGCUGCUCGUGUUUGGAUUCUGAUGACUGCACAGCAGAUGAAGUGCAGGAUAAGAGCAAUUCAACAAUAUUUCCAAGUGUGUGUCUGGGCGCUGUAACCAGGCAGAGCUCAAGAGCACCGUCUUCUGGCAAAGAAAAAAACACAUCUGGGGACUCUGGUGGAUUACACUGUAUAAACUGCAUGUAAUCCCUCCAUUUAUUGAAGGAGCGCUGGCAUUUUUUGUGUGUAUCCACUUGAUAAAUUCUUCACCACUUCUACUGCUGAAAGCACGUCACCAAAGAUGACUUUGUAGCUACUGACACCCAGAACAGAAGAAAAGCAACAUCAAGUAUGAAGGCUUUAAAUUCUUCUCUUGGAUGGACUCCAACUUCAGCCCCCACCUCCUCUAUCCCAUCAUGUUCAUGCCACUUGCAGUUCUUUUGUGAAUACCUGGAAAAAUCUGUCAUUGAAAAACAUUACAACUACACUGACAAGCUGAGCAACCGCGAUGGGCUCAAGCCUGAGAGCAUUGUGUUCCUGGCAGUGUGUGUCCUCAUCAUCCUGGAGAACGCUAUUGUUCUGAUUGCCAUUUGGAGGAAUAAAAAGUUCCACCUGCCCAUGUAUUACCUCCUGGGAAACCUGACCUUUUCAGACUUGCUGGCUGGCAUUACCUACAUGGCCAAUAUCCUCAUGUCGGGAAAAAAUACUUUAAAACUGACACCCUUGGUGUGGUUCAUCAGGGAGGGAGGGGUUUUUAUCACUCUGGCUGCCUCUAUUAUUAGUUUACUAGCAAUUGCGAUUGAACGCCAUGUCACAAUGGUGACUAUGAGGCCAUACCAUGGGGCAAAGCGUGGACGGAUGUUGGCGUUAAUUGGUGCAAGCUGGGCCCUGGCAGGGUUUUUGGGAGUACUCCCAAUUUUGGGAUGGAACUGCAUCCACAGACUGGACCAGUGUUCAACGGUGCUCCCACUUUAUGCCAAAAGCUACAUUCUGUGCUGUGUGUCUGUGUUCAGUGCUGUGCUCCUGGCCAUUGUGGUGCUUUAUGUGCGUGUUUUCCGCAUUGUUCGUACCAACACACAGCGCCAGCGCCUCGGCCUGUCAGGCAGCAUGAGGAAGGGCCUAGCCAGGAAGUCAGAGAAGUACAUUGCUCUCCUCAAGACAGUCACCAUUGUAUUGGGAGUCUUCAUUGCCUGCUGGCUGCCACUUUUUGUUCUCCUUCUGGUGGAUUUUUUCUGCCCCACUGACUCCAAAUGCUCCGUGCUCUACAAGGCUGAUUACUUCCUGGGGGUAGCCAUUUUCAACUCACUCCUCAACCCCAUCAUCUAUACACUGACCAGUAAGGACAUGAGGAGAGCCAUUCUGAGGCUGCUCUGUCGGCCGUGUCUAAUGACCAAAGAUGGGCAGGUGAAGAAGAUUGGGAUACCCUUCCUGGAGUGCAGUUUCAGUAAAACUGAGGUGCCCUCCCACAAGUUAGAACCGGGGCUGGAGACCACCAUUUCCUCUGGAAACAUCAUCACCACACCAUCUCCAAUUAAAACCCUUUACCCUAAACUCUUCAAGUCAUAAGGACAUUGACUGACUGAGUCCAAAAAAAUGUGUGAAUGGGUUUCCCACUGAACAGAGGACAUGUAGCACAUCCUGUAGAGACAGACAGUUCUGGUUUUUCAAAUAGCUAUAAUCAGGGGGGCGUAUGAAAGAUGAUUUCUCACCUUUAACAGGUUACAUGUGGUGCAGUUAUGACAAUUUAACUGAAUCAACAAUUUUCAUUUUGAUAAAAAGACCAAACCAAAGGUGAAAGGAUGCAAUUCAAAUGUGAACAAGCAACGCUUUUUUUUUUUUAUGAAUAUGAUGCUAGCAAUGAGUCUCUUUUAUUAAUUUGCACUGACAUCUGCAUCGUUGGAUUCAGUUUCCUGUGCCUCUGUAGUUUGUGUGAAGCCUAGAAGGACACUUCUAUAAACUCAAAGACUAAAAUACUGAAAAAUAUGUACUUGCUGGAAUAAUACUGAGGCUAAUUUUUCUCUUCUUGCAGUUUCCUAAAAUGCCUUAAAGUCAGCAUAACCACUCCUAACAGUUGCAGUGUAUAAUCUGUGCAUCUGCACAUACCUGGCCUUCGCUGGUUCGAAGACUGAUGGUGUGCUAGAUUUGCACAGAUAAACGUGGGGUUACCCCAACACAUAUCUGUGUACGUGAUGUAAAGGAAUUAGGAUAACAGGAAAGAGGUGGCGCUGUUGGUAAAGCAUGCAUAUAUAGUAUGUGGGAGAGGAGGCGCAGAAUUAAACCUCCCACAGUUUUGAAAUGACAGAUGCUUAACCUGACUGCGGUAGACGUGGAAAGUUGUUGGGGUCGUGUCCAAUUUUUUGAAAUGUCAGCCUGACAUCUGCAGUAAAAACUGCUACAUUGACAAAAUGUCAGCAUAUCUACCAUGGGAUUAACUGACAGAUGAUGUCACAGAUAAUGCUUACUUUCCACUGGCUGAUAACCUAACUCCAACUGAACCCAAAUCAGCUGCCAUUGCGUCACUUCAAGGAUUUAUGUUCCAGCUCAUGAAGAAGAAGCCUGUUAAGAAGAAGCAAUUAACCUUCAUCAUUCAGCUGCAUCACAGAUUUUAUGGAUAAAAACAUUCCUGCCUUUGUAAGCUACAGGUCAUGCUGAAUUGGUAUAAAAUUACCAAACAAUUAUUCCUUCCUUUCACUGUUCAUUAGGAUAACACAACAUUUCUGGUUAUAGUUUAAGGUACUGAAUUAUUUUUUAUUAUAAAAAGAGUGCAGUCUUUC